Molecule: messenger RNA, 4311 nt
Organism: Penicillium samsonianum
Lineage: Eukaryota; Fungi; Ascomycota; Eurotiomycetes; Eurotiales; Aspergillaceae
Product: CAMK/DCAMKL protein kinase
Exons: 3
Coding region: 1-4311 (1436 amino acids)
Biological process (GO): autophagosome organization; autophagy; protein autophosphorylation
Cellular component (GO): autophagosome; cytoplasm
Molecular function (GO): protein binding; ATP binding; protein serine/threonine kinase activity
Source: RefSeq, a predicted model, not a curated record
AUGGCACAAACAUCCAACGCAUCGCGAGAUUUCACUUGCAGUCUACAUUCACUCCUUAAAACAGCCCUUGAUGCUAUCGGAGAUCGCCCGUUGCCCAAGACGGAAUUGCUUGCAAAUAUUUGCAUCAAGGAAAAGGUCUUUGAAAAAGAGUCCCCCUUUUCAACUGGUGGCUACUUUCACAUCGUACGGAGCCGGCCCUCUGACCUCCUAAAAUGUGUCGAUUCGAAGUUGAAGCCUAGCAUGAUCCAUCGAUUUGUGCUUCUUCAAUAUAAUACUGUCAUCCUACGAACGCCGAAGAGCAACGUCGAUCAGCCGGGGAGCAACGUCAAUCAACAUGUCGCCUCUGGCCAAUGUACACUGGACUCUCUAGCGACAGAGAUCCAAAUACUUAAGGACGAACGGCUCAAAAACCAUCCAAAUGUAGUGGAACUUCUUGGUCUCUGCUGGGAGUUUGGUAAUGACUUGCGCCGACUUGCGAUGCCUGUAAUGGUCCUCGAAACCGCCGAAGCUGGUGAUAUGUCCACAUACCUUCGACAGACGUCAAAAUUAGGAGCUCGAGACAGGCUUCGUCUAGCCAUUCACUGCUUCGAAGGGCUACGUGCAGUACAUGAUGCCGGAGUCAUUCAUGCAGACAUCAAACCAGAGAAUGUCUUGAUUUUCGCAGACACCGACGAGAGGCCACACGCAAAGCUUACUGACUUCGGAUCCUCCGUCCUCCUCAGCGAGGUUGAUGCUUUAACACGACUGAAAUCGGGAACACUGCUGUGGCAGAGUCCGAAGGUCUCUGAAGCACUCAAUGUGCGACAACUCCGCGCGGCUGACAUAUACUCAUUGACGCUGGUAACUUCGCUUUUGUUGAUCGGAUACCCCAUGGACGCCGUCUUCGAAGAGGUCGCAAGGUCCGGUGAUAGUGGAAAGUCCCUCGACGAACUCAAGGCCGAAGAAGGAGCCCUCGCUGCUCUCAUCUUGAGGAUGCAAAGCGAAGCCAAUAAAUUGCAGGGGACAUGCUUCAACAAAGAUGUCAAUGCACUUAUUGCAACGUUCUUCCGCUUGGAAGUGUCUCUCGGCGAGGAAAUAGCAAUUGCCGGAACUGAUCUACCUCUCAGACUAUUAAGAGCGAUGUUGCAUCGUGAGCUCGUUAUCGCGGUGACUGGAGAUGUUCGGAUCAAUGAUACCCUAGACGAGCUUGAGGAAGAUGUCUACCUCUGCCCAGAUAUAUUUCGCAUUGGAUUAGGCGAAGUGAUUGCACGUUGGUACACUGCUGCGACAGAUAUCAACCAACAAGCAGACCCGGAGUCGCCUGUGCCUCUACUUCGCCACCCAGAUGUAGCUAGGUCGAAAGCUUACACCGAAAGUAGGAAAAACAUGAACCUUUCACUUCCAACUGCGGUCACGAACUCUUCAUUGUCGACGGCGUACUUGACCCGACCUUCGCCUGCAGAGAGCAUCAUAUCGUUCAACCAAUAUUUCAGCAGGCUAAGGCGCCUGCCGGCACGGGUCACUAUGGAUUUUCAUGUCUCCCUCGGCCAAAUGGCUGAUUCUGGUCAGCUAGAUGAAAACUUACGUGGCCUCGCUUCUUACGAAAUGGCGGCCUUCAUCAUUGGAAGCCACAGGGUAGCCCCCUUUGAAGGUGAAUCCCUUCAGGACGCUGGCAAAUAUCUCCUUCAAGCUGCCGAACUUGGUUGUGAAGCUGCUCGCAUUCACGUUGGGACAAUACUAGACUGGAUCGGCAUGUCAAAUCCCAUCGACAAAGAUAUUGAGGCCGGCUGGCUUUAUGCGUCCGCCGUGGCAGGCAAUCUCCUCGCUUCAUCCAGACUGAAGAUUCUAAGUCCCCUUAGACACAUUGAAGCGAUACAAGAAAGGGUUGAUCUGGUGGCAUCCAAGAUUCUGGGUUCCCUUGUCAUUUCAUCCGCAACCUCGGAUCAAGAGUUCUCUGAAAGUGCUUUUCUUCAGGGCAGUCAAGAGCCGAUAUUGUUUCUUCCUGAUCUCUGCCUCUAUUUGGUUGGCAAAGGCUGGCAUCUCAGUUUUCAGGUGGUACUUCAACUACCCGGUAUUGACUUGGAUAUGGAUAUAGGCAAAGAUUCGACCCUUCUCCUUUGCGCUUGCCAAAAAGGUGACUAUGUGAUUGCAAGGCUUCUCAUUGAGCACGGUGCAACUCCUAAAGCAAACUCUGAUGGACUCACACCUUUACAUUACCUUCAUAGCUUCCCAGACGAACAAAUUCUUCCAAUAGCAAAGCUGCUAAAAGACUCGGGAGCAGAUCUGGAAGCACGGUGCGAACUACAGACACAGUGUACCAUCGGACAAACUGAUUUAUCCGACACUCUUCUGAGUGCAACAGCACUCCUAUUUGCUGUUGCAAAUCGAAAUCUUGCCGCAAUUUCUGCUCUUAUUUCUUUGGGCGCAGAUCCAUUCAAUGGUGCCAAGCCCUACGAAAAAUACGACCACGAUAUGCCUGACAAGCAGAGAGGCAGGAUAUAUUCGCCCGUGCAUUAUGCUGCGAGAUUGCAUCUAUCAGACGUACUGCAUGCGCUACUGCCACAGAACGAGAAGUAUGGGAAGCUCUGGGACUGGAUGUGCUAUGAAACACGAACUCUGAAAGUCACGCCUCUGUGGUGCGCGGUAGACUAUUGGUAUCAAGGUCUGUGGGACCGGGUCCUCCUCCACCGCAAGGAUCAUGUCACGCAAUGUAAGCAGACCAUCAACAUUCUCCUAAAUCGUGGCUCUCAAGGCCACGCUGUGUGCUAUGACACAAUUACACGAGCUCGCCAGUCUGUCUUCACGGCGGCGUGCCUCUUUGGACAACCUUUCGUAUUGAGUCAUUUACGCACCCUGGAGAUGGAACCUACGACCGAGAAUCUAAUCAUGACUUUACAAAAUGCCCUUGAGGUUGAGGACUCCAAAGCGAUCGGAUAUCUACUACCCAUCGCGGAGGAGGAAACAUCAAGCUCAGAGCAGGAAUUUGAACUCAAGGCAUCUAUUCAAGGCCAUAAAACAUCGGAUUACGUUGAAUAUCUCUAUCGUAUCAAAGAAAGACUCGGAGCAAAUUCCAAAUCAAAUCUCACGCUGGAACUGGUUCGGGAUGAGAAGCUAGUGGAAGUCAUUGGACCAAAUGAGGACCAGGAUACCAUUCAGCAGGGAACAUCUGCCGGUGGUUUUAAGAUGGAGUUUGCCUUCAGGCCAGGCCGAGGAGGACGCACAGUGAUGGAACCCAAGGGUGAGGCAAGCGCAAUGCCACCCAAAGGUACACCGCUUCCCCCAAACGAAGACGAGGGUCAAAUGUCCGCUUUCGAGAUCGCUCUCCUAGGUGGCUGUGAAGAACGCGCUCGCAAGCUUUACGAGGAGCAUUGCGACACGCUGUGCCGAAGAACAGACGCAAAUGGCCAGAGUACGACAUUCAUUGGCCGACUCAUUCAAAAAAGUCGGCGUUAUUCAACGGCGGAUAAACAGAUUUCGUUUCUACUGGAAUUAACACCACCGAGCCAUGAAGAAUUCUUUGAUCCCGUAGUGGAAAGUGAUGCCCCCACAAAACACAUGACCAUCCUUCAUCUCGCAUCGGUGAUCCCAGAAGGGGCUCUUACUUACACUCCAAGGGCUCCGCGCGAGAUAAUUUCCGACAUACUAAGAAAGUACCCCGAGCCUGAGUAUCUCAACGCUAUGACAUGUCCUAGCUCCGAGGCCUUCGCAGCCAUUCACCUUGCCGUUGAAACGGGGAAUCUCGACGCGUUAAAAGAAUUCGAAUAUGAAGAGCUCGACUGGAACAUUAUCGACGGGUCAGGCUGCACGCCCAUGGAUGUGGCGGGUCUGCGCCAACAGAACGUACACAACUUCUUGCAGAACACACGCAAACUCUCACGCGAUGAAAAUCCCUCAUAUUACCGCUACUCCGUCAAUGAGUAUCGAUCGAAUGUUGUUCGUAUGCAAGAAUUGCUAUUUCGCAAGGGUGGCAGACACAAGAAGUACGGCGGGUUCAUGUACCGCCGUAGUGAAGAUAUCUGGGAGCUAACAGAAUUCCAAAAUUUUGUCUGUAAGGAGGUUCGGCUGAUGGAGCAUCUGCAGCUCAUUGAACAGAACCUGGCAGAUCGAACGGAUUCGAAUUGGAGGGCACAUGUUGAGAAGCUGCGUGCGUGGAGUAAGCUUAAGGUUGACGAGAGUAUGCUUUGUCCACUUUUGUCCGACCUCAGGCCAGGCACAGGAGGACACACGAUGAUGGAACCCGAGGGUGAGCCAAGCGCGAUGCCACCCAAAGGUACUCCUUUACCCCCAAACCAAGACAGAAGGGAGGGUAAGCGUCUGUGCCAUAUUGUGUGA